Dichomitus squalens LYAD-421 SS1 is the source of this 1996-nucleotide messenger RNA. RefSeq names its product cytochrome P450. The record is from RefSeq and is a predicted model, not a curated record. The transcript is spliced from 15 exons. The coding region runs from base 35 to 1825 and encodes 596 amino acids. Gene Ontology annotation, molecular function: heme binding; oxidoreductase activity, acting on paired donors, with incorporation or reduction of molecular oxygen; monooxygenase activity. Lineage: Eukaryota; Fungi; Basidiomycota; Agaricomycetes; Polyporales; Polyporaceae.
CGGCAGAAUUUCUUGCCGACCCUAGUGCAUCGAUAUGCGCUCCCCCUCGUCCAGGAUUCCCCCUGGACUUCCUUACGCUCUGCGAUUUUUGGUGGCGCGAUUGGCGCCGGUCACCGCUGUCGUGAUCGUACUACGAGUGGGGCAGGCUCAAGGCAUCAUCCACAUCCCAGCCGUUUGGCUGGCAAUUUCUGCUGUGCUCAGCAUCACGCUCCUGGUUGCCGUACGCGUCGUCUAUUCGAAAUAUGAUCUACAGCGGCGUGCGGCCCGUCUCGGUGCCGUAUUACCGCCCAGUUGGGAAGGGAAGUCGAUUGGCAAUAUCGACCUCCUCCAGUACGGCAUCGAGAGAUGGAAGAACGGCUACAUCGGCGAUGGCUUCUGGGAGAAGUGCGAGGAACUUGGCGGCAUCCAUUCGGUGACUCUGUUCGGGGAGCUGAUGUAUGUGACUACGGAUGCGAAUAUCAUCAAGGCUAUGCUUGCUACACAAUUUGAGGAAUUCGUCAAAGGAGAUCGAUUUGGCGAAACGAUGAACGACGUUCUCGGUGAAGGUGUCUUCAACGCCGACGGCGAUUUGUGGAAGUUCCACCGUACGAUGACCCGUCCCUACUUCACCAAGGAUAGGAUCUCGCAUUUCGAUAUGUUCGAUCGGCAUGCAGACCUUGCCAUCCGAAAGAUGAAGGAACGCUUCCGAGAUGGUCGCGCCCUCGAUUUCCAAGAGCUCGUCUCUCGUUUCACUCUCGACAGUGCCACAGAGUUCUUGUUUGGCAACUGCGUUCACAGCUUGAUGAACGACUUACCCUACGCAUACAACGACCGUCGUUCUCCGCAAAUCGCGCAAACAGCGUCAAGCGCAUCUACCACAUUCUCUCAAGCUUUCACAGGGGUACAGGAGGCUCUUGCAGUGCGCCUACGCAUCGGCUGGAGUUGGAUAUUCGCAGAGAUGUUCAAGGACACUACGAGAAAACACAUGGAGGUCGUAUCUGCGUACGUUCAGCCCAUCAUAGAGGAAGCGUUGAGGAAGAAGCGAAGUGCUAUCGGCAAGGAUGAAAAGGUGACGGAGGACGAAGAGACACUGUUGGAUCAUCUGGUCAAGAAAACAGAAGAUCCUACCAUCCUCCACGACGAGACGCUGAACAUCAUGAUCGCAGGUCGCGAUACGACUGCGGCUACCUUAACGCUCGCGGUGUAUCUCUUGUGUUUGUAUCCCGAAGCCUUCAAUAAGCUCCGAGCAGAGAUCAUGGAGAAGAUCGGUCCAAAGCAGAUGCCAGGCUUUGAUGAUAUCCGGAACAUGAAGUAUCUGAGAGCCGUCAUUAAUGAAACGCUACGGCUAUAUCCUAUAGUACCAUUCAACGUCCGCGUUCCUACACAUGAUACGACCGUACCAAACCCCGACCCGUCUCAGCCUCCGAUCUUCGUCCCUGCUGACAUCAACCUUGCAUACUCUGUCUUCAUGAUGCAUCGCAGGAAGGACUACUGGGGUCCAGAUGCGGCGUACUUCGAUCCUGAACGCUUCUUGGACGAACGUCUGAACAAGUACUUCACCGGCAACCCAUUCAUCUUCCUUCCGUUCAACGCCGGACCUCGUAUCUGCUUGGGCCAGCAGUUCGCGUACAACGAAAUAUCGUUCUUCCUCAUUCGUCUGCUGCAGCACUUCUCGCACAUGGAGCUCGAUCUGGAUGCGCAGCCGCCUGAAGCACGGCCGCCUCCCGAAUGGGCCAACGACGAAGGACAUCGUGGCAAGGAGAAGAUUUCCCCCAAGGUACACCUGACGCUCUACGUGCAGGGUGGUCUCUGGGUCAAGAUGACUGAAGCAGACCGAGAUGACUAGGUUGGGCUAAGUGGCUCAGCCAGCAAAUAAAGGAGGCCCUCAAACAUACUUUACGGUCGGGCUAGUACUCAGUACAUUGACCUGUUGAUAGCUCGGACUAGCUUCCGUGCACAGGUUUCCUAUUGCUUCCGUUGGAGCAAGCCAUCGGCUGGCAUAUAAUAAAAACCCCUC